This is a messenger RNA of Rosa chinensis, 4221 nucleotides long. RefSeq names its product disease resistance protein RPV1. Bases 95 to 3763 code for a protein of 1222 amino acids. NCBI's taxonomy places the organism in Eukaryota, Viridiplantae, Streptophyta, Magnoliopsida, Rosales, Rosaceae. The record is from RefSeq and is a predicted model, not a curated record. Gene Ontology annotation, biological process: defense response; signal transduction. The transcript is spliced from 5 exons. Gene Ontology annotation, molecular function: ADP binding; protein binding.
UUAUAGUUUCUGUUCAAGUACUGCUGCUACGUGAUUCCCAUAUUUGAACACUGCACCGCAACUUCAAAUUGACCCCAAACUCAGGAUUUUGGAAAUGAGCACCGAGAGCUCUUCACCUCCUCGGUGGAAAUAUGAUGUCUUUUUGAGUUUUAGAGGCGAGGAUACUCGAAAGGGUUUUACAGACCAUCUAUACACUGCAUUGGAUGAUAAAGGAAUCACAACUUUCAGGGAUGAUCCUGAGCUUCACAAAGGGGAAGAUAUUUCUCCAGCACUUUUUGCUGCAAUUAAGGAAUCGAGAUUUGCUCUCAUUGUUCUCUCACAAAAUUAUGCAUCGUCGACAUGGUGCUUGGAGGAACUUGUCAGAAUUCUUGAAUGUAUGAAAGCAAGAGAAGCUGUGCUGCCAAUUUUUUAUGAUAUUGAUCCCUCUGUUGUACGAAAGCAAACAGGGAUUUUUGGUGAAGCCUUUGCUAAUCUUGAAGAAAGGUUUAGCGAUGACAAGGAGAAAGUGCGGAGGUGGAGAUCUGCAUUAACUGAAGUGGCAAGUUUCUCAGGGUGGAAUUCAAAGGAAUGGUAUGAAUCAAAGCUCAUUAGAGAUAUUGUUGAAGUAAUAUGGAAAAAACUGCAACCUACAUCAUUCAGUUAUGCAGAAAAUUUAGUUGGAAUUUACUUAAGAUUGCAGCCGGUCAAUUUGCUUUUAGGUGCAGGGGUGGAUGACGUCCGAUUCAUAGGAAUAUGGGGAAUGGGCGGGAUUGGUAAGACUACUAUAGUAAGAGCGGUGUAUGAGAGAAUCUCUCGUCAAUUUGAAUUUAGUUUCCUUCUUACCAAUGUUAGAGACUUCGUUGAGAAAAGUGGUCUACUUAAUCUACAAAAGCAACUUCUAUCUGGGAUUUGGACAAAAAAGGCUGAUAUAUCGGACCUUCAUGAAGGAGCCACCAUAAUAAGGAGGUUGUUAGGUCACAGGAAAGUUCUUCUCAUUCUUGAUGAUGUGAACCAUUCAAGCCAUUUAAAAUUUUUGGCAGGAAACCAAGAGUGGUUUGGUUCAGGGAGUAGAGUUCUCAUCACAACUAGAGAUGAGCAUUUGUUGAUCGAGCAUGAAGUGGAGAGAAGAUUGAAGGUUGAGGAACUUAAUGAUGAGGAUUCUCUUCUGCUUUUCAGCCGGAAAGCAUUCAAAAAAGGUUAUCCUGAAGAAGAUUUUCUUGAUUUGUCUAAAUCUUUCAUAAAUUAUGCCAAAGGUCUCCCUUUAGCUCUUGAAGUACUGGGCUCUUUUUUGUAUGGAAGAGAUCUAAGUGAAUGGAAAAGUGCAUUGAGAAAACUAGGAACAGUUUGUAACUUGGAAAUUUUUGACAUACUUAAGACUAGCUAUGAUGGUCUAGAUGAUGAAGAGAAGAAAAUAUUCCUAGACAUUUCAUGCUUCUUUUGUGGAGAAGAAAAAGAUCGAGUAACAGAAAUACUGAUCAGUUGCGAUGUUUCUGCGACUAUUGGAAUAAAAGUUCUUAUGGAAAGAUCUCUCUUGACUAUUUUGCAUGGAAGACUAUGGAUGCACGAUUUGCUAAAAAAAAUGGGUCGGGAAAUUGUCCGCCAGGAAUCUACUAAAGAGCCAGGCAGGCGCAGUAGGUUAUGGCUUCUUGAAGACGUCAAACACGUCUUGACCAAAAAUACUGGAACAGAAGCAAUAGAAGGCAUUAUUCUGGACUCAACUGAGCUUGGAGUAACGGCGAGGGUAAAUGCUAAAUCCUUUUUGAUGAUGAACAGAUUGAGAUACCUUGUCAUUAAGAAUGGGAACCUACCGAAUGGGCUUGAAUGUCUUCCUGAUAGUUUACGGAUUCUUAACUGGACCGGGUAUCCCUUGAAAUCUCUCCCGUCGCAUUUCAACCCUGAGAAGCUACUAGAACUUAACAUGUGCCAUAGUUGCAUUGAACAUUUUCCGAUGGAAAUAGAGCCUUUAUACAAUUUGAAAACCGUUAAACUCAACAACUCAUUGAAUCUUGUCAACACCCCAAGCUUUAAAGGUAUGCCACAUCUUGAGCUUCUGUUUCUAGAAGGUUGUACAAGACUAUAUGAGGUUGACCCAGGAAUUGAAGUGCUUGACAAACUUACGAUGUUGAACUUAAAAGAUUGCAAGAAUGUCGUGCAUUUUGCAAGCAGUGUACGUGGCUUAAAAUCUCUCAAAGUUCUUAAUCUUUCUGGUUGCUCAAAGCUUAAAAAACUACCGGGUGACAUGGGUCAUUUGGAAAGUUUGGAGGAGCUCCGUGUGAAUGGCACCGGCAUAAGAGAACUACCUUCCUCUGAUGGAAUGCUUGAAAGACUUGCUCUGCUGAAAAUGGUAGAUUGCACAGAUCUCGUGUGUCUUCCAGUUAGUGUAGGGGGCUUAAAAUCUCUGAAAGUUGUUAAUAUUUCUGGUUGCUUAAAGCUUGACAAAUUGCCGAAGGAGUUGGGCCGUAUAGCGUGUUUGGAAGAGGUUGAUGCGAGUGGGACUUCUAUACGAGAACUACCUUGCUCAAUUGGCAUGCUUGAAGGACUUGUUUCUAUGUCCUUGAGAGAUUGCAAACAUCUUGUAUGUCUUCCAAGCAGUGUAGGUGGCUUAAAAUCUCUCAAAGAUCUCAAUCUUUCUGGUUGCUCAAAGCUUGACAAAUUGCCAAAUGAGUUCGGUUUUGUUGCCUGUUUGGAGAAGCUUGAUGUGAGUGGAAGUCGCAUAAGAGAACUACCUUGCUCUAUUGGCAUGCUUGAAGGACUUGUUUCUAUGUCCUUGAGAGAUUGCAAACAUCUUGAGUGUCUUCCAAGCAGUGUAGGUGGCUUAAAAUCUCUCAAAGAUCUCAAUCUUUCUGGCUGCUCAAAGCUUGAUAAAUUGCCAGAUGAGUUGGGUCUUGUUGCCUGUUUGGAGAAGUUUGAUGUGAGUGGAAGUGGCAUAAGAGAAGUGCCAUCCUUUGUUGGUCUUUUGAAAAACCUCAAAGAAUUUUCUCUUGCUGGAUGUAAGGGACAGUCACCUCAAUCAUGGAACAUGAUGUUGAAUCCUUUUCAGUUAUUGCGAAAAAGAAGUCACACUCCGGCAGGAUUGUCGUUGGCCAGUUUGUCUGGUUUGCAUUCAUUAACCAAACUGAAUCUAAGUGAUUGCAAUCUUUAUGAAAUCCCCAGUGAUUUUGGAUGCUUGUCCUUGUUAAGAGAAUUAAAUUUGAGCAAAAAUCAAUUUGUUAGACUACCUGAGAGCAUCGGCCAGCUCUCUAGACUUGAAUGGCUUUACUUGGAUUCGUGCUGCAAGCUUCAGACACUGCCGGAGCUUCCAACUCAUCCAUGGGUAAACACCAGCAACUGCAUUUCAUUACACACAUUGUCCAAUCAAAUAGGAAAAUUGAUGGGUGUUAAUUGUUUCAAAAUGGUGGAGAAUGAAAGCUGUAAGAGUACAGCACUUUCAUUGCUAACACGCUACCUGAAGUUUCAACAUUGUACUUCUUCCGGAUUUACCCGUGAUUUUCACUUUGUUGCUCCUGGAGAUGAAAUUCCAGAGUGGUACAAUCACCAAAGUAUGGGGUCUUGGAUAACUGUAGAGUUGCAUCCAGGUUGGUUUACUAACAAGUGGAUGGGAUUCGCAUUCUGUGUCGUUUUUAGAGUCCUCAAACCACUCCCGCCUUUGGUUCGGUGGUCAAUUCAGUGCUCAUUGAAACUUGAAAGCCAACGGAAAAGUCUAUGCUGUUUCUGGUCUAGGUUUUGGGGGACAGUGGGGUCAACCAGUGUUGGAUCACAUUUGGUUCUUCUGUGGGCACCGUGAUAAAGACUCCCAUCAACUUGGGUGGCAGGAUAUCUAUCAGCUCGAAUUGGACUUCUCCACAGGAAUGAAAUUUGUGCAAGUGAAGAAGUGUGGGGUCCGUAUGGUAUAUGAGGAAGAUGUGGAGGAGCUUUAUUAAAGCCGAGAAAUACCAAGCGUGGCCUUCAACACUACUAUGAUGAUGAUGAUGCAGCAUCUAGUAGUACUGCAACUGGUGCAAGUCAGGAAGAGGAAGAAGAACCUCAUCCAAAAGAUUUAAACGACUCGAGCUUGACGGUGCAGGACCCGGUGACCAGAAACAUGAUUAAAGCAUGUUUUUUGUUUGUGAAAAUUUCUUCUUGUCUUCUAAUGAACACAUGCAUGUUGAUGCUCCUUAUUUUUCAUUUGGUUAAUUAUGCCUACCGGUGUGAUUGAUCCUUUGCUCCAUGAAGCAGCGAUAUUUAGUUAAUCCCAAAUUGUGA